Molecule: messenger RNA, 8276 nt
Organism: Harpegnathos saltator (Jerdon's jumping ant)
Lineage: Eukaryota; Metazoa; Arthropoda; Insecta; Hymenoptera; Formicidae
Exons: 5
Coding region: 1-828 (275 amino acids)
Source: RefSeq, a predicted model, not a curated record
AUGCUAACUGAGAAAUUGUUCAUCGAGAAGAGGAAAAGUAGCGACAUCAAAGUGGAGGUUAAGGUGCCGACGGAGGCCGUGGUAGGUUCCUCGGUCGAGCUGAUAUGCGAGUGGCGGCUGUUUGGAGGGAACGGACUCUACUCGGUCAAAUGGUACAAGGACGAGCACGAGUUCUUCCGAUAUAUGCCGGAAAGUGAGCAGAGGAUACUCAUGUUUAGCCAACCUGGCGUAAACAUCGAGAAGAAACCGAACGAGAAAUCGAUCAAGCUGAGGGACCUCGUCCUGGCGAGCUCGGGUCAGUACAAGUGCGAGGUCUCCACCGAGGCGCCGUUUUUCGCCACCACUUACCAGACGGCCAAUCUGACGGUGAUUUCGCUUCCGGAGAGGGGACCGGAAAUCACGGGCCUGUCCUCGCACUACGCCGUCGGCGAGAACGUGACUGCCAACUGCACCGCCUGGCCGUCCGUGCCCAAGGCCAAUCUUCGUUGGACCAUCAACGGCGAACUGGUGCCGCACGAGAACACUGUCCAGCAUCCGCCGUUGGCACCCUUCAGCACUGGCGGCAUUCCGAACAGUCUCGGGCUGCGACUAGAGGCCGAGCCGCGACACUUUGAGAGCGGCGGCGGUGGCGGUGGUGGCCUGGUGAAGAUCAAGUGCUUCGCGGAGGUGGGCUCGCGAGUGUACGAAGCCGAGCGCACGGUGCCGAUGGCCUACGUGAAUAACCAGAAGCUCAGCGCCGGUGAUCACUUGCACGCGGCCGCGCGCAGCGUCCGCGCCGAUCUACUCGUCCCGUUCGCAGUCUUCGCGCUUCUACUCCUCACGACGUGACCGCCUAUCGCUGCUCUCGCGUGAGUCGGCUUUCUCGGGAAUAACGUUCUAGCGGGCGCUCGCGCUAGCGCAACCGCGCGGCAGGUUCAGUGUCAGUUGUCCGAUCCUUACGUAUAAAAAGUUAGGCUUAGCGCGAUUAAGCGACGACACGCUCGGGCACGGCGAUCGCACGACCGAUCGCCGAGCUCACGUCGGCGGAGAGAUCGAGCCGCGACCGACGAUCGAGGUUUGCACUCACGAUCCGAUCGCGCUCGCUCGCGCGCGCGCAUCCACCACUCACUCACACCUAUCCAUGCAUACACACACAGCCAUAACGAAAGAUACAGAUUUCGUCGUUCGUUCGCCGAUCCCGUAAAAUAAUUCCCGUAAAAAUAAAGUGAAGGAUGAAAAUCUGGUUGAGACGAGACGAUCGUACGUACGACGGUGCGGUGAGGAGGUAAAUUCGCGGUCAGUUGCGUGACAGUUGUGUGACUGUGCAUUUUAAUUAUAUUCAAUUGAUUUCAGAUUGCGCUGUGUACUCGUACUCGAUGUCUGUUAUUUUCAUUUAUCGUCACGUCAAUUGUUGAGCUUACGGACGUUGCACCGCAUCGAUUUCUGGAUAAAGAGUCUUUCUCUCUCUCUCUCUCUCUCUCUCUCUCUCUCUCUCUCGCGAGAAAUUACGCGUUCGGGAUCGAUACAUAGCGCGCUAGUAAUUUUGUAGACAGGAAGUAGUCGGACGAGCGCGCUUCUCCGCAUAUUUUAAGCGACUUUAUAGAUCAGUAUUCCCCGUUCGUCGGAUACUUAGUCGAAAGUUUCCCCGUAAUUUUCGCAGCGGUGGCGGCGGCGGCGGCGGCGGCGGCUCUCACUUCGAUUUCUCCUUAUCAUAUUUAACUCCCGAUCCUUUUAACGAGUUCCAGGUUGGGGGACUCUUUUAAAGUUCCCAUCGAUUGCGGCUCGCAGUCGUCAUUAACUUCUCAUUCGAGUUUUAAGAUUUUACUGCUAAUAGCGAAUGUCGCAAGCCAGAUAGCAGAUAGCACGAGCAGAAAGUUGUCGUAUAAUAAUAACGAUCGGCGAUCGAAUUUGACGUCGACGUCUCAGGCGCAUUCAUUCGAAAAAUGUCACUUCAUCUCAAAUUUUGUUGAGAAACGGUAGCCUUUACUCAGACUGUACGUUCGAACGUGUAAAAAUUGAUUUCACGUAUCAGACUGCGAUGUCGAUUCAACAAUCAGCAUUACUAUAGAUUCAUCUCUGUGCGAUUUUGCGUUGACUAAAAUCGUCCAACUUGAAUAAACUUGCGAAACUGCGAUUCAUUGAAAUUCUUUAACAAGGAUAUAAUUUGUAAAUUCGCGCUUGAUUCGCGUCCGAUUGUCUCUCUUGGUAUCCGUUCUGCUUUACUACUCAGCACGACAAUUACAGCCGUGGGAUUUAGAUCGAAUCGACUGUACUUUACACGACAUACAGCGUCGUACAGCGGGGUUAUAAAUUCCGGUACAAUGCGUGCAAAUUCCGUUUUACGGCACGCGUGAGAUUAACUACCGAAACGCAUAUAAGUCGCCGUGGCUGCUAUCGUGCGAAACGCGCCUGCGAAUUACGCAUAAAUCGAUAAAUGGAUUUACCGUCCUGUCGUCCCGACAAAGCGAAAUUAAUAUUUCGGAUACCGCGCAUUGCAAAAUGUGAUUAUGCGACGGUUACAAUUACGAAUAACAAUUUUAUCGAGAGAGUGACGAAGAGGGAGACCCUCAGCAGGAUCGCAUGUAUAAAUUAAAAAUUCGCGAUUAUUCCGACGAAAAUGGUUUUUACGUCGGUUUUCGUGCGACAUGAAUAAUGACUCGGAAUAGCGUGGAAAUUUUAGUCAGGACUCGAUACAUUUAUUCUGUCAUAAUGAAAGAAUAUAAAAGCAUAACGUCACGAGGCUCACGCACGAAAUUAAUAUACUAACAUAUUCAUAGUUCAGUGUGUGUAUGUGUGUGUGUGUGUGUGUGUGUGUUGAAUUGUCUAAUCAACAAUUUAUUUUGUCGGGAUUUUAUUUCUUUUUGAUAUUUUUGCAAGUUAAAUUGAUCACAGCGUAUUCGUUAUUUCGUUCGCGAACAAAACUUACUCUUUUCAAUUCGCGCACGCAUGCGCGAGCGUGGUCAUUAUCACGGAGAAUAUUUCCACGCGGUUGUGAAACUGUAUGGAUUUUCCGCAAGUUGAGAAUAUUCGGCGGAAUAUUUGGUGAUCUUUGAACGCGUCACGUACGAUCGUCAUUGACGAGUCCAAUGGAUUUCCACUCCGGCGAGUGUAGCCGGUGCAGUUUCACGUGUCUCGUCGUUGACGACAAAAGGCGUUUGGUUGCGAGAGAAGCGAGCACGGCGAGCGCGAAGAAAAGAAAAUCCUGAGAAAAGAUUCCACGAGGAGGAGGAGGAGGAGGAGGAGGAGGAGGAAGAAGAGGAAGAGGAAGAUGAGGACGGUCCAUUCGACUUCGGUGCUUUUCGGUGAGGACGUUAUAAAGUAGAAGUAAGCGUGGCAGGAAAGUAAGAGAAUGCGAGUGCGAGAGCGAGUGAAACGACGGAGAAAGUGAAACAAAGUUCGUGCGAUCGGGGAAAGAAAGAGACGUGCAAGAAGAAUAAUACAAGAGCGAACAGUAGGGAGACAGAGACACGUUGUGCGCGCGAUCCAAGUAGAAACACGAAGUUUGACUUCGAGAAUGAAAGUAGGUGUGAUAUUCUAGUAUCUAAGGCGUGACUCAUCGGUCUUUCAAAGUGGCCAUCUUCGUGUCGAAAUCGCGGGAUUCCCCUUCCUCCUCAGCAGGUGAUUUUUCAUAAUCGAAAAAUUUAUUUUUCACGAUUUACUUUAUUGCUCACACGAUGCGCAAAUCCAUCGGGCUAUAUCGCGCCGAUAUCCUAUUGUUGUGCUGUUUUUGCCGCCUGCUGCUCGAGAGCGAAUUCUUUAACGACGAGAUAACGUCGUAUGUUUCAAUCUCUCAGAAUUGUAUAAAUCUGAUCGCAUGCGUAUUACACACAUAUGUACACGGAAAACAGACCUUUUUGAUCGACGUAUAGACACCCAAGGUCCGAAAUUACCGAAGAUGGCCGACUUUCGAAGAAAGCGAGUGACUAUGGAAAUAAACGGUAAAACGCGGGGGCGUACUUCAGGUGCGAGUGAAAACGUGAGAAUGAACACGACUGGCCUCGCCGCACAUAUCACAUCGCGACGACACGUUAACACAUGUUCAACACAUGCGCACAAACACACACACACACACACGGACACACACUGCACAUGGCCUCACGUGCGCGCACGUGUGUCUGGAUUAAGAGAUGGAAGGAGGAAUUAUCACUCCUGCUCCCUCUUCUCCGCAGAGUGCGCAGGAUGCGCAUAUAUCACGAGGCAGUUUCCUUUCGAUCUUCGCUCUAUCGCUCAUCGAGCCGAGUAUUAUUAUUUAUUAUUGACUGUAAAAUAAUUUACGAGUUCGCGAGGGACUCGCUGCGUGUAAACGUUGCUUCCGGCCAUGACUUUCGGUGCGUAGGCGGUGGGUAUACGUGCCAUUUAUCGACCCGCAGAAAAUUCCGGCGCGCAUAUUUGACAGCCACUACGGUAGGGAAGCGCCAACAACGAGACCGACAUUUUUCGCACUCUCGCCUGCAUCGUUUCUCCGAUCGGACCCAUUUAUGCGCGUGACAGCGUGGCAAGAGGGAGUUUCGUUCAUAAUAAUUGAUAAACUGCCACUUCUUUUCGUAUACAAUCUGUAGUCAAUCUCGUUGACAACGAUGUCGUGCAACACUUUUAAUCUUCUCAUGCGAUAUUUUGUCGAGAGAAAGAGAGAGAGAGAGAGAGAGAGAGAGAGAGCGGGGGGGGGGUACGACACUUUUUGCACGCAAGAUGCACGAGACGCAACGCGCGUUCGCGCACUAGACGCGUAAAAGUCGAACAGCGGAAACUCUGAAGGAACGGUAAAAUGCGGGGUGACGUUUGUUGUGACGAGAGUCAAAUGCCUCGACGAGGUGAGCAAGAAUCUUCGAGAUAUGCUUUUGUAGGUUCGAAUAUAGAUAUGCACGUCUCUGUCUCUGUUUCUCUCUCUCUCUCUCUCUUUCUCUCUGGAAGAGGAUGUUUCUUCUAUCCCUUUACGUGUUACCGCAAUCAAUAGGCACUUUGCUUUUAUAGGUCUAUAAAGUUUGACACGGGCGCUGAAGUUCGCGGCGGGUGCAGCUUAUUCUCUCACACGCGAGCCGAACGAAACACGGAUUUAUCGCGCUUGCAGAGCGCUUUUGUUAACGAUAAACCAUUCGUCGAUAAAUGGCUCAAGUUUGCAAUGAGAGAGAGUUUGCCUAAUCGCUCGAAAUGUUCGAGUCGGCCCGUGUCGGUCGAAUCUUCUUGCAAUGGUUUUCUCGUAAAAUCGUUACUCAUACGCUCUCGACAGGGUGUCAAAAGCGAUUUAUCGCAAAAGUCGUGCGUUAUUUCUCAUAAUUUGGUCAUAUUCGAGAAAAUUUGGCCCACCGGCCAGUGGGAUACAUCAGCGAAAUUAAUUUCUUCGAUCAAACAAUCCGGAGCGUAACGCCGUAUUAUUUUGACUAAUUCACUCGUAUGUUGUACUAAUCCGGCUAGUCAUUCUCCGAAUGAAGUAACCUGUAUUCGAACUAACGUUCCUCCUUCGUAUUUCAAAUACGAAAUAUCUUAUCGUUUUAAAUAUCGAGUAUAUAGUACAAUUGUGCAUAUCGCGAUUUUAUUUCUACUCUAGUAACUUAGUGUGAAUACACACACACACACACACACACACACACACACACAGUUUUGGCGUAAUUCCGAGUCGAAAGUUUAACUUUACGCAUGCCAAUUAAGUAAUUUACAAUUCAGCUAUCAUUCCUUCCUUUGCGACAUAUUGGUACGAUAAUAUUCGAAAAAUAAUAAUAUAUAUAUACCGCAAAUCUAAUUUUCAUACGCAUGUAUAAUUCGAGCGUAAUAAUUCCACGAUGAUACUCGUAUCGCGUGAGCAGAAGCAUGGCGAUAUCGAAAGCGUUUGUGCAAUAUCGGCCGAUCGCGAACAUAACCGAACGCUCUCAUCGCUGAAAGUUCCUAUAUUUGCUUAACGUUAUUGGUGUCGCGAAAAUGCAGCUGGUCCCAGGUGAACGUCUAAAUCGACACAACGGUAAGAAUUUUCUUCGCCGCGACCUCUCGCGAUCGAUAUCCCAAUUUUACGGCCCGUCGAAUCGCAAAAGCUGGAGGCAGGUUCAAGGAUCCUCUUUGGUGCCGCGCGGCUAGAUCCCUCUCGCGUUCUCCGGAAAGACUUAAAUGGAUUCCUAGUGGAAACUUGGAUGCAGCAAACGGUUUCCGUUUCGACGACGGAAGAUACUGCCAUCGAAAUUUCUGUGCGGGAAUUUCUGUAUCUCGUCGCGCGGUUUUCAACUCGCAGUUUCUCAAUCGCGUUUGUCAUUCGUACGUUCAAAUUACUGGCCACGUCUUAUCGCGGAAAGGGUUUAAGGUGUAAAUCGGAAUAACACCCUAAGCUGCAAUGGCAUAAAUUUGCAUCCGACGUUAACAAUUAAUAAUCUCGCCUUGCAAUAGGAAUUUACCGACGAUUAAUAUUUUCUUCAAAAUACACAUUGUCUGGGAAGGACGCUUCAGUACAAGGAGUGGAAAACUGUAAAAUUUAUAGCUGCAAAGCUAUUUCGGUAGCAAGAUCACCAGUUGAUAUUUCAAUUUUACAGUCUGCCGAGCUCCAAAAUUCGAAGACGCGCGAGACAUCGACUGGAGAAUGUCUUCGAGAUCCCCUCCGGAUCCCGCAAAUUUGCGUCUCGUUGAAGAAUCCUUCACUGGAUUCCUCGAAGAAACUUUGUUACUUCUCUCUCUCUCUCUCUCUCUCUCUCUGCGUUUUUAGAUCUCGAGUUUUACGGAUAGAGCAAAGCUCAAAAUAAAACUUCCGCGCAAUUUAUGACCCCCAAUUCUUUUUGUUUGUCAUCAAUUAAAUAUAAACUCAUGUAACAUUUAUAUCUCAUGUAUACGGUAUACGAUAUACUAUGUUCUCACAAGAUAUCCUUAUGUCCUUCACUUACUGACCGAACUUUCUUACACGUUCUAUAUUCGAUGUUUUUCGAUGUUUUCGAUGUUACAACAACGGGAGAAACAUGCGUAGCUGAAAUCGAUUCAUUUUAAUUAUAAUAUUAUACAUAUACAUAUAUCCUUGGUCAGAGGUAUAUCAAAUCUUUGGCAUUCGAACACUGCCACGAUAAAUAUUAUCCAGACUGAUCGGAAAACAUCUUACAAGAAUUUUAACACGACUUGCAAGGCGAUUCAAACUUCUUAUCAGGAUUCGUUUGUAUCGGAAAACGAAAGAAACAUCGGCGCCUGGCAUAAUCCAACAGUUAUAUACCUUCAAAUUAAUCUGUUUGUGAAGGAGAACGAGAGAGAGAGAGAGAGAGAGAGAGAGAGAGAGAGAGAGAGAGAGAGAGAGAGGGGAACAUAAACACGCAACUACUUUUUAUUCCGGGUCGAUGGAACUACGCGCGUUCGCACAUAUCGUACGGGGUUAACACACAGUCGUAAACAUUCUCUCUGUUCGCCAAUCUCCAACCAAGUGUGCUGGCGAAUCCGAUAAAAUCGUAGAUCGAAGAGCAAAACGGAAUCUCUUUGUAUGGGCGCGAUCGAUGCCGCGAUUUUAUGAGCCGACGACCGACGAAAGCUCGCGAAAGGCUACGUAGUCGAAAUUCGCUCUCUACUUCGCACGUUUUGCCGAUUCCUUUCGUUACUCGCCGCGCACGAAUCCCCGCGUUGCGCUGUAAAAUGCGACGACCUUAAAAAGACCGUUGAGAGAGGCGACGAUCGUACGUAUGCGCGGUUCUCGCGUAUCGUUGUGGCAUUUUUCAGAUCGCGCAAGUUGGUCCACGAUGGUUUCGAUCGCGACGGAUGACGCCUACUAUCGAUCACGUCGCGUGGAUCGCUAUUGUAAGGUUUCCUCCUUUUUCUCUCCCUCCUGAGCACCCUGUGGACGCUGCGUGCGUGAUGCUUGGCGGUAAUCACACUGAUACACAUUCACAGAAGGUACCUUCUGAAAACAUAUAGUGCACACAAAAUGUACGUUACCGGUCUACGAGAACGUUAGAUAGGAGAUUAAAAGUCCCUAGCGAUACGCGUUUAACAUUAAUGUAUAAAUCGUUACAAAAGUAUUAAUUUAAUUAAUUCAAGUGUUAAUCCCCUUGUAAUUAUAGAAGCGCACUUGCGAGCCACGAUCAAAUCUUGUUAGUACAUAUAGUGUAUUCAAAGAUAUCCGUAUUUGAUGUAAUCGUGGAUCGCGAAGGUUCUCAAGCACCUGAAGGAAGGUUCAAGGAUUACGAUCGAGUUAGAUUAAACUUUCCUGGAAAAACUGAGAUUCACAAUUAUCUUUCGUUGCACUAAGAAUUGUCAGCUUCCCGAGGACAAAGGGACUUGUCUAGUGAAAUGAAAUCAAAGUCUCUCUCUCUCUCUCUCUCUCUCCCUCUCUCUCUCUCUCUCUCUCU